Messenger RNA from Mycena indigotica, 306 nucleotides. RefSeq lists its product as uncharacterized. The transcript has 4 exons. The record is from RefSeq and is a predicted model, not a curated record. The coding region runs from base 1 to 306 and encodes 101 amino acids. Lineage: Eukaryota; Fungi; Basidiomycota; Agaricomycetes; Agaricales; Mycenaceae.
AUGAUGUUGAAUGCACUCAGGGCCUCGACGCGUCGCGGGCUGUCAGCACAUCUUCGCCUAUUGACCACCGCUACACCCGCAGAAAAAGAACAGCUCAUCUACCAGAAACUCACAGAAAGGUUCUCUCCCUCGCGCCUUGCUAUUGAAGACAUAUCGGGCGGUUGCGGGACUUUCUAUGCCAUAUCCAUUGCUAGUGAAGCAUUCAAGGGCAUCCCCAUAGUAAAACAGCACCAACUCGUAACGAAAACGCUCAAGACGGAAAUUGAGGAAAUCCACGGUUUACAAAUAAAAACCAGUACCGAAUGA